GCGAUGAUGGUGAAAUUUUCCUGCUCAACGUGCGGGGAGUAUCUAUGUCAUACUUAGUUGUCUUCUCUGAUAAAUCUCGAGGGAGUUGGGAAAGUUGUCGUCUUACAUACCAUUAUCGCAUACCGUCACCUUUUUGUGCCAAAAACAUCAUACAUCAUGGGCCUCGACAGAGAAGCAGAAUUCUUGAACGUGCUUGUGCUCGCAAGCUUGUUCUACAACACACUCAAGGCUUUUGACAACAUUCACAGCUCGUUCAAUGAGUUCAAGGAUGAGAAGGUUUACCUGGCCCAGCUCGGUAUCGAGCAAGCAAGACUUCUGAUCUGGGGUGAGCAGAUGGGAAUCUUCUCGCUGCCACCUUCUUUGACAUUCAUGGAGACCGAGGAGGGCAAGCAAAACAUGACCCCUCGCGACCCUCGCCUCGACGACGACGAAGUCAGAGUCAACCUCGAGGGCUUGAUGAACAGCAUCAUCCACACACUCAGUAACCCCAACGACAACGACAGCGAUCUCGACACCACUGGUUUGAGACCGUUGCCCCGCAGUGGCGCACAAGCUCUGGAGCAGCCUGCCGCUGACCUUACGCGCAUGAAGAACUUUGAAGAGUCGUACAAGCACCUUCUCGACUUGGGUUCCAACAAGGUUUCAGUCAAGAGACCAACAAACUCGGUGACAUCGCAGCAGUGGGUCAUCCACGACACUCUCCGCUUCUCCAACUUCGUCAAGUCAACCAAGCGUCAGGUCGACACUCUGCUUAUGGCCCUCAACAUCAACGACAGAGUCGAGAACAUCCUUCUCGGUGACAUUCGCGAUCUGGGCAAGCAUGCUGGUGGCUCUCCCAACAGCAAGCCUUCGCCGUUGGCAGUCAAGGAUAUGGCUAAGCUGAAGCUCCUCAUCAGAGCAUGUAAGGGUCGCUACCCGGGUCUCUUGAACGAGGCUCAGCAGACAUUCAACAACCUCCAGAAGGGUGUCAGUCAAGAGCAUGACAUGGCUGCCAAGGUACACAAGCUCCUUGAGCCUGUCCACCCCGACUCAGCAGUUGGCAGUGCCACAAACAGCGGCGCUGCAACACCCGAGAAGAGACCUGGAUUCAUCCGCAGGCUGAGCACCCAGACAUGGAACAAGCUGCCUGGCAGAAAGACACCCGGCUCGAGCAGACCUGCUAGUCCUGAGAGAAGCAGAUCCUUUGGUGGACGCAAGACUCCUGGAACCAGCAAACCUGUGACACCGGCAGCCAGCAGACCCGCAAGUCCAGUCCGCGAAUAAGGGGUUGAAACGCAUAAGACGAAUUGAACGACCAAAGUACAGAGAAAGAGAAGGACAUGAGUAUGGUAUGAAGGAGAUUGGGACGAGAUAUCGAGGUUGACGAGAAACGGAU
Molecule: messenger RNA, 1375 nt
Organism: Aureobasidium subglaciale EXF-2481
Lineage: Eukaryota; Fungi; Ascomycota; Dothideomycetes; Dothideales; Saccotheciaceae
Exons: 1
Coding region: 157-1263 (368 amino acids)
Source: RefSeq, a predicted model, not a curated record